AGGAAAAGAUCCACCAUUCUGUUUUCUUGCUCUGUUGCAUGUGCUACUUUGGCUUGUAGUAAUGACCAUUCACUUCCUGCUCUAUCUUCAACACAAUCAUCUUUUUCUUCAUGGCUACUUGCAGUUUUGUCAUACAACAAAAAACCUAAGACUAGUGCCACCACUGGUUUUAGCUUUUGGAAAUGCGAUUUUCUUGGUGUUCUUUUCAAUAAUGGAUCAUGCUUGGGCUCAAACAACUUUCCGCUAUUAUUAUUUUCUGCAAAUUGUUUACUCGUUGGAGUUUCUUGUUGUUUUUCCAUUGGUAAUUUAUUACAUAGUAAAAGUGUUGAAAUUUCAACGAGAGGGAAGCAUGCCUGACUGUUACAUGGCUGCAGAAAACAAUUUUCAAAUGGAAGUUGAGGGAGAAGUUGGUUACAGCGAUGGCGUAUGGCCAAAUGAUGUUCUGGAAAAGCAAGCUGAUAUGAUUCGAUAUUUAAGACAGCAUAACGAAAACCUAUCUAGACGGCUUCUAGGGCAAAGACAUGCUGAAUGCUGAGUGAGUGAUCAUGGUAACAUCUAGCAGGGCUGGCCGGAUUAGCCAUUGAAGCAAACUCCUGCAUUCAUAUAAAUUAUCGAUAAUAUAGGUUAUAUCAAUAGCUUGUGGAAUGAUAUUGGUAAAUUAUCUAGUUCAAAGUAUAUAUUUGAACGGCAUUAGCCUAAAAUGUACGUGCCGGCGGAUAUUAAAGAAAUACUUUCUGUGUCGGACAUACGUUAAAAAAUUGCACGUACGCGUUAAGCCAGUGACAAUGUAAAAGAAGAAAGGUGACAGUUUCGGCAAAUUAAUUUAGCCAAAAGAUCGAAUGCUAAUUCAGACUUUACACCUGGGUCGCACCCAACAGUACUUAGGUGGAACUUGGCUGAAUGUCGUUUUUCUUGCCAGUGUUUUCCAGGGGGUCGACCAGCAGUCAAAAAACUUUGAAUAACAUUAAACUUUAUCAUGCCAGGCAAGAGUAAAAAAGAGUUGUAUAGAUGUGACCAUAUUUACAAGCACCAGACACAUCCAAUGAUGAAAAAUGAACCAUUUUUAUAAACACGAUAACUAGCCAGGUUUUAACGCUAGAACGAUGGAAUUGCAUUUAUUUAGUAAAUAUUUUUGCUUCGAAGCAGAACCUACAAUAAAUAAAACGCUUGCAGUAUUCAUUUUUUUGCAGGAUAUAAAUAAAAAAGUUUAACGAUAUUG
Messenger RNA from Dendronephthya gigantea, 1219 nucleotides. RefSeq names its product transmembrane protein 192-like. The record is from RefSeq and is a predicted model, not a curated record. Bases 62 to 535 code for a protein of 157 amino acids. Gene Ontology annotation, cellular component: late endosome; lysosomal membrane. The transcript has 4 exons. NCBI's taxonomy places the organism in Eukaryota, Metazoa, Cnidaria, Anthozoa, Malacalcyonacea, Nephtheidae.